Molecule: messenger RNA, 2363 nt
Organism: Hypanus sabinus (Atlantic stingray)
Lineage: Eukaryota; Metazoa; Chordata; Chondrichthyes; Myliobatiformes; Dasyatidae
Product: keratin, type I cytoskeletal 10-like
Exons: 8
Coding region: 133-1452 (439 amino acids)
Molecular function (GO): structural molecule activity
Source: RefSeq, a predicted model, not a curated record
UCCCAACUAGAUAACUCCAUCCUGAGCUUUUUGGGCCAACAACUCACGCAAAAUUAGCUUGUGCAUUCAGAGGCUUUACUUCAUCCUCUGUUGAAAGCUAGAGUGAAAUAGUUACCAUCGACUUUAGGUAAUAUGUUAGGACAGUUUAGACCAUCCAUAUCUGGGAGCGGUGGAAGCUUCUCAUCCUUGAGCUCUAUGUCAUACCGAGGAAGAAAUGUGGGAACAGGGUCUUUUGGUGGGAUUUCUAAAUCUGUCUUUAGUUCCGGUGGCCUCAGUGCAUCAGGAUAUGGUGGAUCAAGCUUUAGUGCAUCAGGAUAUGGUGGAUCAAGCUUUAGUGCAUCAGGAGUUGGUAGAUCAAGCUUUAGUGGAGCAGGAUUUAGUGGAUCAAACUUUAGUGGAAGCUCUUCCUUAAGCAGUAAGUCAGGAGGCAUCAUUAGUGAUGAGAAAGAGACCAUGAUUAACCUGAACAACAGGCUGUCCAGUUAUCUGGAGCAGGUGAAGACCCUGGAGAAAUCAAACACAGAGCUGGAAUUGCAGCUUAAAGAAUUCCAAGUGGGCUCAGCUUUGAAAACGAUUAACUAUUCUGCCUAUGAUGAAAUAAUCAAGCCCCUGAGAGAACAGAUUUUGCAGAUUCACCUCGGAAAUGCACGGCUGGCUCUGGACCUUGACAAUGCAACUCUGGCAGCAAGAGACUUCCAAACUAAAUAUGAAAAUGAGUUAAACACCAGACUGUCUGUGGAAGCUGAUAUUGCUGAUCUCAAAGCAAUAAAGGAUGAAUAUAUUUGCAAUUGCAAAGACUUGGAAAGUGACCUAACUAGCGCCCAGGAUGAGCUGGUGUAUUUGAAGAAGGAUCAUGAGGAGCAAUUGGUUGAGUUGAAAAAACAUAUUACUGGGACUGUUAGUGUGAAUGUGGAAGCUGCUUCUUCUCCUGACGUGACCAAGGCACUGGAAGAAUUGCGACUAAAUUAUGAAGCCAUGUGCAAGAAGAACAAAGAGAAUCUAGACAACUGGCUUGCUGCUGAGAUCGAAACACAAACGAUUCAAAAGGUUCAAGUGAGUGAGGCAGCAGAAAGCACAAAAGUGCAGCUGAAGGAACUACGUCAACAAUGUCAGACUCUUCAGGCUGAGUAUGACUCUCUGUUAAGUGCGAACCUCUCUUUAGAAAAUAGCAUUGCAGAAAUUAAUGAGUCAUAUGCCAAUCAACUUAAUGGUAUAAAGAUGACCAUUUCUAAACUUCAAAUGGAGUUAACCGAUAUGAGGAAUGAUAUUAUUAAUAAAGCGAAAACAUAUGAAGAGCUGAUCAACAAAAAGAUGCAACUUGAGAAGGAAAUUGAAGCCUACAGAACUCUCCUGCAAGGCAGCAGUAACAGCAUUAGUAUUACAGGUGGAGAAGAGACAUCUGGAGUAACCACAACCAUAACUAAGACUGAAACAAUAAAACGUACAUAUUAGCAACUUUCCAAAAGAUGUAUUGCAACGUUGGUAUGAGCUUGGUGAAACAUUCUGCUUCCAUUUGGACAAAAGGCUUUGUUAUUCCUCUAUGUUGCAGCUUUUUCAUUUCUUAUGUACUCACUGACUUCUUCUGAUGUGUAAUGGCAUGUAUUUCUCGUUUUACUUUGGUUGGUAGCUUAUAUUCAUUGUUAUAGCUCUAACUCAGCAAUGGACAAUUGCUUGUGAUGGCAGUGGUGGGGGAUGUCGAGGCAAUAAAAUCAGUAAAACAUUUAACAGCAUUCGCUGUUAUGUGCAUAUAUUUAUUUAUCAAAAAUUACCAUCUAUGUGGUGUCUUUAAAGAUGUAAAAUGUCCCUUGGAGAUGUAUCAAACUAAAUUGACAACAAGCCAGGAAGAUGCCAAAACAUUUUAUAUUAAAAGAACUUCCUUAAAGGAGAGGAGAGAGUUCAAGAGAUUAGGGCUUUACUAAAUGAAAGUAUAGCCAACAACGAUAGAGAACUAUAAGCAAAUAUGAGGAGUAUGGAGGUUCAGAGAGUUCAAGACAACAGAGAUGGAGUGGAAGAGAAUACGUACAUAGAACAUAGAACAGUUGAGUACAGGCCCCUUGGCCCAUGACGUUGUGCUGAACCAAUUAAAUGCUUAACUAAACUAAUCCCUUCCACCUACAAAAUGUCCAUAUCCAUUCAUUUUUUACACGUUCAUAGAACAUAGAAUAUGGAACACUAAAGCUAACCCUAUUCCUGAUGCGUAUAGUCCCUUUGGCCCACAAUGUUGUACCAACCUGUUGACCUACUCCAAGAUCAAUCAACCCCUCCAUCCUACAUAGUCCUCAAUCUAAGAGUUUUUUAGAUGUCUCUAAUGUCUCUAAUCUCAGAGGUUAAGAUGCGUAGGUGUGCAGAUGCUUAGAUUCAGA